AUGUCGAUAUCGACAAGGUGUAGGAAGGAAGAUUUGGAACAGCAACAUUUGCGCCGAUUAGCAGUUCUUGCAUGUGCAUUCUCAACAGCAGCCAUUAUUGCUGCAGUAAUUACUCUACCAACACUGCAUUCUUAUGUGCAAUCACUUCACAGCCACAUCACCGAUGAAACAGAAUACUGCAAGUCACGCUCACGCAAUAUGCUUGCCGAAAUGUCUGGAUUGCAAUUGGCAAGUAUGCGACGUUUAAAGCGAGAAUGGAUGUUUGGUCAUUGGGUGCCAACCAAGGAAAAUAGUAAUCAAGAGUAUGAACAUGCCUCUGCUGCUGUGAUCAAUGCAGAUUUGAAUACUUGUUGCACUUGCAAUCAGGGAUCAGCAGGACCUGUCGGACCUGAAGGAGAUCCUGGCAAUGACGGAAAAGAUGGAAUCAAUGGCAAAGAUGGGAAAAAUGGUGUUGACGGUCACGUAAAACCAGCAGUGCAUGCCGAUCUUUGUCUCAUUUGUCCUCCAGGACGUCCUGGUAUAUCUGGUAGCAUGGGGCCAAAAGGUCCACCAGGACCAAAAGGUACAUCAGGAGAUCUACCCAAAGAUGGAAUACGCGGUGAAACGGGAACGGUAGGACAACCUGGAGCAAUCGGAAAGCCUGGAAGAACUGGACCACCCGGAACUCGAGGAGCGCCGGGUCGUAUCAUCUACAUGACUGGUUCACAAGGACCACCUGGUCUUCAAGGUCCACAAGGGCCACCUGGUCCUAAAGGUAUUUCCGGACCAGAUGGACAAUCCUUUCCGGGACCUCCUGGACUGCCUGGAGAGACGGGACAACCAGGUCCAGAAGGACGGCCUGGAAAAAUAGGUCAACGUGGUACCCCAGGCGAACUUGGAGAACGCGGUACAUGUAGACACUGUCCAGUUCCAAGGAUGCCUUCUGGAUUCUAA
Molecule: messenger RNA, 933 nt
Organism: Brugia pahangi
Lineage: Eukaryota; Metazoa; Nematoda; Chromadorea; Rhabditida; Onchocercidae
Source: the annotation of a GenBank genome assembly